Molecule: messenger RNA, 2280 nt
Organism: Hyaena hyaena (striped hyena)
Lineage: Eukaryota; Metazoa; Chordata; Mammalia; Carnivora; Hyaenidae
Gene: SNAPC1
Product: small nuclear RNA activating complex polypeptide 1
Exons: 10
Coding region: 395-1387 (330 amino acids)
Biological process (GO): snRNA transcription by RNA polymerase III; snRNA transcription by RNA polymerase II
Cellular component (GO): snRNA-activating protein complex
Molecular function (GO): sequence-specific DNA binding
Source: RefSeq, a predicted model, not a curated record
AGUUAAACUGCAGGGCAACUGGUUUACCAGAGAAAGCCAGAGAAAGCAACAACUAAGAGAGCCCAGGGAUCACUACAACCACAAAGGCUACCUCUAAAGGAGCCUAAAUGAGAUUGGAUUACACUCUGGAGCAAUUCGAGUCCUCAGAGCACUCCAAAACAAUGGAGCAAACAAUAGGCAAUUAGUGGAGCCCAAUAGCUGGGUGUGAUACCAACAGAGUCAGGCUCUUACAGAGAGAUCUGGAAAAGAGAUAGCCAAAGAAAGCCUUGCUAAAACCACCAUGAUCCCAGGCAACUGUGUGCAUAGCCAGGGCUGUACCCUCUGAAGAGCUACUUACGAGGCUGCACCUCCUGAGGGAAAUGGACUUCACUAAAACAGUCCAGUCAGUGGCAGAAUGAGAAAUUUAGAAAAGAACAUGUUUACAAAAGAAGCAUUAGCUUUGGCUUGGCAAUAUUUUUUACCUCCCUACACCUUCCAGAUCAGAGUUGGUGCUUUGUAUCUGCUGUAUGGAUUAUAUAACACCCAACUGUGUCAACCAAAACAAAAGAUUAGAGUUGCCCUGAAGGAUUGGGAUGAAGUUUUAAAAUUUCAGCAAGAUUUGAUAAAUGCACAACAUUUUGAUGCAGCUUAUAUUUUUAGGAAACUACGACUAGACAAAGCAUUUCACUUCACAGCAAUGCCCAAAUUGCUAUCAUAUAGAAUGAAGAAGAAAAUUCAACGAGCUGAAGUUACAGAAGAAUUUAAGGAUCCAAAUGAUCGUGUAAUGAAACUUAUCACUUCUGAUGUAUUAGAGGAAAUGCUGAAUGUUCAUGAUCAUUAUCAGAACAUGAAACAUAUAAUUUCAGGUGAUAAAUCCAAUCCAGACAAAGCCCUCAGCUUAAUAAAGGGUGAUUUUUUUGACAAUAUUAAGAACAUAGUUUUGGAGCAUCAGCAGUGGCACAAAGACAGAAAGAAUCCAUCCUUAAAACCAAAAGCUAAAGAUGGAGAAGAAAGGAAAGAAGGAAAUUCACAAGAAUCAGAGAGAUGUGAAAGGGCAGAAUCCUUAGCAAGAAUAAAAUCAAAGGCCUUUUCAGUUGUUGCUCAGGCAUCCAAGUCAAGAAGGCACCGUCAAGUCAAACUUGACUCUUCUGACUCUGAUUCUGCAUCUGGUCAAGGACAGAUCAAAGCAACUAGGAAAAAAAGAAACAAAGAAACACUGAAAUCAGCAGGAAGGAAAAUGUCUUCCAAAAACAGAGAUGACACCCAGAACGUACAUAAAGAAGAUAAAUCUUUAAGGCUGAGUAUGCCUGUAAUUACCGAAGAGGAGGAGGACAAUGCAAGUUUUAGUGAAACAGAGUUUACUGCACCCAAGAGGAAAAGAAAAUCGAGAACAAAGAACCUGGUGUAGAGUUCUUAACUUGACCUUUCUGACAGAAGAAAAGAUUUAUAUUUUGAAUAUUGAACAGGAAGACUGCCAGUAUUAAAAAUAAUUCUUCUGGGAAACUGUAGGUUAUUUCUUUGAAAUAGCAGUAUCUUAACAUAGUUCUAGAAUAAAGGAACAUUAAAUUAGAAAUAAGAAUUUACUUCAAAAUUUAAUUUUAACAUUUCUGUUUAUGAAAUCCGCAUAAAUGGAAAUAGUUUGGAUUUAGAAUGUAAAAGAAAUAUUCCUGCUAUUUGCAGAUUAUUACUGUUUCCUAUAACUUUGUGAUGUUUUACUUACUACAGUUCUGAUAAUAUUAACUAUUUAAAAUACUUGUUCUUGAAAUAGUAAUGUUUAUUACAUGCAAGUGGCUAAUUAUAUUUAUAGUCUGGUAAUGGAUUUGUUUAUGGUGUGUAUUAACUAUUCUGUAUAUUGUAUGGUUAAGUGCAAUACAGUUUUUCCCUUAUUUGCUUUAUUUUUAAACAUAUGAAACUUCUGUGGUCUGUAACUUAAAUGAUUGAUAAUUUAGGAAGCCCAGUUUCUACUUCUGCAUUCAAUUAAAUAUUCUAUGGUGCUUGUUUUAAAGCUCCCUUUGGCCUAAUUAUGAAUGUAUGUAUGUAUUUUUGUGUAUGUAUAGAUACAUGUAUGCAUGUGUCCAUAUAUGUACAUAUAUUAUUAGUUCAGUACAUUGUUUAAAUACAACAUGUAAAUACUAAUUAUUUUUCUAAUAAAACCUUUAAGAGUGGUAAUGUGAAUUCUAGAAUAUGUUGCUUGUACAGAAAAAAAAUUUCUAUAGCUUUGUGGAUGUGCCUCUGUUUAAUAUCUCAUUUAAGACCUUAUAAAAUUUUUUUAAUGUUUUCUUUAUUUUUGAAAGAGAGACC